GGACGAAAGGUGGCUGUGAUCCUGACUUCUGAUAUGACCGAUAACCUGUCACUCCUCGUUAGUAAGAGGAAAGAGUGCGGGGUAUCUGAAAACAAUAUGUACCUUUUCGCCAUUCCUUGUAGUGAUGGUCACUACAGAGGGCAGUUUGGUCAGUUUGCAGAUGCUUGCGGAGCUGAACAUCCUCAGAACCUCAGAUCAACUAACCUUCGCAAACAGAUUGCCACGAUAAGCCAAGUCAUGAACUUGAAAGAUAAUGAACUAGACCAACUGGCCGAUUUCCUCGGCCAUGACAUUAGGGUCCAUAGAGAAUGCUAUCGACUGCCCCAAUCAACAAUUCAGCUGGCUAAGAUCUCCAAGUUGCUCAUGGCCAUGGAGAAGGGAAGUGUGAAGGAUAUUCAAGGAAAAACUCUGGAUGAAAUUGGUGAUGACAUAGAUGGGAUGGCUACUGGAUCACAGCAACUCCCUGAUGCUUCCACAUUGCGAGAAAAAUCUAUCAAUGACAAUGAAGAAAUAUUAACUUCUGUGACUUCUGAUUUGCCUCACUUCUCCGAGACUGCAGCUCAAGAUGACCAGGGGAAUGAUGCCUGUGUGACUUCUGGUUCACCUCCUGUCCCUGACUCAGUUACUAAAGGUUUACAUGUUUCAUCAAGGAGGUGUGUGAAGAGACCAUGGUCUGAGGAGGAGAUAGGAGCGGUGAUGAAACAUAUGAAGCCUUUUAUUGAAAACGGUAUCACUGUCACCAACCAGCAGUGUCUGAAGUGCAAAGAAAAGGAACAACCUAUCUUGGAGACGAGAUCUAUUCAAAACAUUCGAGAUUUUGUGCGCAACAGAGGACUGGCCUUUAAAAAAAAUAAAUAAAUGUUAAACACUAAAUGCACUUUUUGACAGUCUGAGCCUUUACCUUUCUGGGCCUGAUUUCAAGGUUAGUGUUCUCCAUUCAAAAAGUAUGUAGUUGACUUCACUGUGCUCACAGGCAGUGUUUUGUUUUGAUGUGUGGUUAGCCUGAGUCUUUUAAUGCCAGGAUUCACUUUUAUUUUCCUUCAAUAAUUGUUACAAUGCUGUCCUUUUAAGGAAUUGAUUAUUGAGUUGGUUAUAUUAAAUAUAGUUCAGUAAUUCAACAAAUGUGUUGUGUGUUGAUAUAAGUCUUAUGUAUAAGUCAUGGUGUCAGCCCGACUCACCCCUGGUGUGCAAAGGUGCUGUUUUAUUGG
Messenger RNA from Oreochromis aureus, 1208 nucleotides. RefSeq lists its product as uncharacterized. The record is from RefSeq and is a predicted model, not a curated record. NCBI's taxonomy places the organism in Eukaryota, Metazoa, Chordata, Actinopteri, Cichliformes, Cichlidae. The transcript has 5 exons. The coding region runs from base 34 to 858 and encodes 274 amino acids.